CACUACAAUCGGGCCCUAGAAGCUGUAGCAAGAACCUACCUGGCAGAAGAGUGGAACUUUCAGCUGAGUCUUUGCAUCACUCUAGAGACUCUAUGGCCAAGGUAUCAGUAAUCGUUGGUAUCAUUACCAUCGUCUUGUCAGUAGCCUUAUCGGCUUCCAUGCCUAAGAAUCAGUUGAAGCGCACUCUGGUGGAAAUUGAACAUCCUGAUGAAGUCAUUCGAGUCUUGACCAGUGUAGUGGAGAAUAUUCUUGCUUCUGAAAGCGGAAAAACUGAGAAGCGAGGACUGGACUUAGGAUUGUCCCGUGGAUUUUCAGGAAGCCAAGCUGCUAAACAUCUGAUGGGAUUAGCAGCUGCCAAUUUCGCUGGUGGACCUGGUAGGCGGCGUCGCGACGUCAGCAACGAAGAAUGAAUGAUAGAGUUAGAGCUGUUAUUAAAUCUCAACUCCUAAAUAAAAUAAUACUAAUUUCACAUUUUAAAUGGAAUUUGCACAUUAGAAGUGUAAUCUAGUGUACUUGUAAAAAUAAAAUACUUUCUGCAC
Limulus polyphemus (Atlantic horseshoe crab) is the source of this 539-nucleotide messenger RNA. RefSeq names its product diuretic hormone class 2-like. Gene Ontology annotation, biological process: body fluid secretion. Lineage: Eukaryota; Metazoa; Arthropoda; Merostomata; Xiphosura; Limulidae. The record is from RefSeq and is a predicted model, not a curated record. The coding region runs from base 93 to 410 and encodes 105 amino acids. The transcript has 4 exons. Gene Ontology annotation, molecular function: G protein-coupled receptor binding; diuretic hormone activity.